AUGAAGAGGUAAAGAUCAUAGUCGUGGGAACCUUAAAGUUUUGAAAAUAGUGAAUUAAUACGAUAACAAUCAGAAAGACCAAUAAAUGUUGAAAAUGUAUGAAAAAAUCAGAUAUAGAGCAUUUUUUCUAUGAUUGUGAAUCAUAAUGUUAUUAAGGAUAUUUCAAUUAUUGAUACUUACAAAGAGAUUGAUAACAUAUCUAUGCACAAAAAACAUUUUGUGAAUUAUGUAAUAAAAAUUAAGACUGAUUACUUUGAUUAUACAAUUGCUAAAAGAUAUUCAGAAUUUGAAAAACUUUAUGAUUAAGUAAAUAUUAUGAAUAUUUAUUUAGAUUUCGAAUAUUUUACAUAAAUUACCAAAAUUUCCUGAGAAAAAAUUGAUAAAAUCUAACUCAAAAAAAAAUAUUGCAGAAAGAAGAGAAAUGUUAGAAUGUAAAUCAUAUAAUAAAUUCAUAUAUUAGAAUUACUGAAAUAUAUUUUAAGAAAUCUUAAUAAUUAAAUGCAUAACUUUUUAAACUUUUUAAAUAUUUAAUGUGAGUUAUGUUGAUUUAUGUAGAAUAAUUUUUAAAAGGAGGUUUUGGUUAAAAUGUUAGACUUCAUGAAAUGAGUAAAGAUGAAUUUGGAUUAAGUGAUUUAAAAGAAUAAACAAAAUUAGUUGCUUCAAAUGAUUAAGAAAAAAUGAUAUUUCAUUAUAUAACAAAACUUAAUGAGAGAACUGAUGAAAGAAGCAAAAUAUUUUAGUAUUAUAAAAUAAAUAAAAAUAGAAAAAUGGAAAAAUAUUUUUUUGGGAAAACCUAACAUUUGGGAUCAUAAGUAUUAAAAUUUAUGUUAAUUGGGGAUGACUAAGGACAAAAAGGAAUCAUUGAAUUAUUAAAAAAUACAUCAAAAGAUUCUUAAUCGCAUAUAUCUUGUAUAAGUGGAAUGUAAUUCUUAAGGAAAAUGUUAGAAUAUGACUAUAAUCCAUGUAUGAAAAAAUAAAUAAUUUAAAAUAGAUGCAGAAUUUUAUUUAAAAGUAUUUUCUGAAGUAAGUAUUAAAUAACUUAAAAAAAUGGGUAUCUCAUUUCAUAUAUGUGGAAAUAGUAAAUAACUUUGUAAAUAAGAUACUUUGCUAUUAAUUUAUAAAUAUGUUAAAGUUAAUGAUUUAAAACCAGAAUUCAUAUCUUUUUUAGUAUUAUUAUUAAUAUGAGUAAAUUAGUUAGAUGAUUAAGAAGCAUUAAAUGAAUUCUAAUAAUUUAAGGAAGCAUAUUAAUAAAAAAAAGAAGAAGGAUUUUAAUUAAUAGUUGAUAGUGUUGAGAAUCUAUAAAAAGAAAUAAUUUCUGUAAAAUCAAAUUCAAAAGAAAAACUCAGUAUUUUAGAUUAAGAACCUUCAAUAGAGUAAUUAAAGGAAAUUGAAAGAAAUUAAAGUAUAAUAUGGAAAUAAGUGUAAGGUAGUUAAUGAUUAAAAAUUUAGAAUAUGAAAAUCAUCGUAUUGAACACAUCUAAGGUUAAAUUGUUAAGACAGUCCAUCCAUUAAAAUGUAGUUUAAAAAGAGCAAUUGAAUUAUCAACUACAUAAAAACAUAAAUGGGUCAAUACUAUGAUUGUAAGAUAAAUAGUAAAAUAAAUUGAACCUAAUAAAUAAAUAAUUGCAGAAACUUAUUUAUGGUAAGAUAAACAACUCUUUAAGAAAGUAGUUUUUUUCUCUGAAGAAACUUUAAUAAUUAAUGUAUAUAUAUAUUUAAAGUUAUAUUUAAGGAUGAUAAUUUUGAAAUUUAAAUGAGACCAGUAUAUGAAUGUCAGUCUUAUGAAUAAUUUUAGAAAUGCGAUGAAACGAGUAUAAUCAUUUAAUAUUUUAUAGGUCAAAAGGUAUAAGUGACAUAUGGAAUUUAUAAUAAUGGUAUCACCACAGUAACAAUAAUUCAAAAUUUGUUUGAUAGAGUACAAUAACUACAAUAUACUCCUGUGCUUUUAAAAGAAGUCGACUACUUUGAAAAAACAGUCUAAUAGCUAAAACUUUUAUUAUAAACUCAGUGA
Paramecium sonneborni is the source of this 2011-nucleotide messenger RNA. The record is from the annotation of a GenBank genome assembly. NCBI's taxonomy places the organism in Eukaryota, Ciliophora, Oligohymenophorea, Peniculida, Parameciidae.